This is a messenger RNA of Funneliformis mosseae, 2787 nucleotides long. Lineage: Eukaryota; Fungi; Glomeromycota; Glomeromycetes; Glomerales; Glomeraceae. The record is from the annotation of a GenBank genome assembly.
AUGCGAGUCACUCAAAAUUUGAAUAAUAACAAUUCUUCAAACAUCAUCGUAGACAUACAAAAUAACGAAAAUAUUACAAGUAAUCCAAGCAAAAUCUUAGCUCCCGCCGAAACUGACUCUGCAACGUCAGCUGCGUUGUUUCUGGACACAACUUUGAACACAGACCCCAAUUUUAAAAAUACAGAUUCGGCUGAAGAGUCUUCUAUUUCCGAUAGUUCUUUCUCAGAUUUAUAUCAUCCAAUGACGGUUACAACGAAGGCUACGACGACUUCGACAACUGCUUCAAUUUCAAGACAACCGGAUAAAAAACUUAAAUAUGGUUUUUUAUCAAGCUUACUAAGUAGUAACGGUUCUUCCCAUUCUAUAUCUUCCACGUCGUCUGGUACAGAUGUACAAAAGAAAAAGUCUUCAAGUUCAACUGAAUCAAGUUCUAAACAAAAGUUAUUCAAGUCUUGGGGAAAUACUCAAGAUAAUGAAUAUAAGAACAUAGAAAAAGCCUUAUCGAAAUUUCAGUCCAAGGAUCGUCAUAAGGUGGAUGUUUUAAAAUCGCUAAUCCCUUGGCUCAAAAAAUAUACAACAGACCGGAUAGGGCCAAUUCCUCAUAUGGACACCACAGAUACAUAUAUGGACAUUCCAAUUGAUAUCAUAAUAACAUAUCGUGCUGCUUUAAUGUCAACUUUGCAUUAUGCAAUUGAUAGACUUAAUCAAAAGGGCGUUUAUUCAAAUGCAUUGCCAGUAAGCAAAUCACAUAUCAAACGAAUAAUAAAGGAGACGGUCGGUGAUGACGAUUCAAGUCUCGAUCGUAUGACAAAACAGAAUGAAAAAAUUUCUACUUUGUUCCCUGAACAUUUGAAAAUUUUAUGCUUCUUAAAUUUAAAAUUAUGGUGGCGGCAGUUUGAAAAUGCCAAACGCAUUUGGGGUGAACCACCUAUAGAAAUGAGCGGGAAUUGGAUAAGGCGUUGGCAGAGUGAUGACAGUGAAUUGUUUUUUUCGUUUUAUAAACAUUAUCAUAUCGUACUCAAAGCUUACCUCGCGUCGCAUUUAACUGCUUCCGGAUCAGUUAAAAUCAUGACACCUCCGUUUGAGUAUAUAACCGCACCAGGUUACAUUCACCUAGCAUCAUUUUUUCUUCUAAAGAUCGAAUCACUCAUACAUCGUAAUAUACAUACUAUUACGACGGUAAUUCAGUUUGAACAUCCAAGGGGGAAUGGAAAUGCCAAUAACGUUAAUCAAGGAAGUAAUAAUGGAAUAACUAAUGCCAUGAAUCCUAAUGCAGCGGCUAUUGGGAUGGGAUCGUUACCUACCACUAGCAUUAAUGGAGUUGUCGCAGCAAAUGCAGAUGCGAACGGAAACGUAGCUUUAGGAAUGAUGAACGGAGUUACUGUUGGUAAUGGAAAGCCCAAGGUUUUAGAAAUGGCGGGCCGGAGAUUUGUUGAGACCGUGGUUUCUAUAGUUGAGAUCGGCUAUUUCCAAGAGAUGUGUAACAUUUGGAUUAAUGCUGUGGUAACGAAGACAAACAUGUAUGAUGUUGAAGGUGUAUUUUGUUUAUUAGAUUUUAUUGACACAUUAAUUUUGGAAUUGGAUGCUAGAGAUAGUAUUGUUUCUUCAGAGUCUACAUCAUCCAAUUCGAACAGUGCUAGUUCAGAUGGUUCAUCAAGUUCUCCAUUCACCGCACCAAAUCUUAUAAACAUACUCGAUAUUCCUUCUUAUAUUUCUCUUUUCAAGCUUCUCCUCGAAGAAUCAGAUCACACCAUUACUAUUCUAAGGACAAUAAGCUUUAUUUAUACACAUUUUUUUCUUUUAACUUCACAACCCGCUUAUCUCAAACAAUUAGUUAAGGAAAUACUUUUAAACGAGGAUAUGUUUGAAAGAUUAUUUUGUCAUUGGUCAAGAAAUGUGAGAAUAUAUUAUAUGCGCUUGUUAGUGUGGCGUUUAGGAAAGAUUGGAGGCGGAGUCGGAAAGCACGAUGAUAAUAAAGAUCGAGAAAUUAGCGAUAGCGGCGUAAUUAUCGAAGAUAACGAAGAAAUAGUGAUUGAUAUUUUAAUCACAUUACAAAGUCGCCUAGAUGGUAUGCGACUAUAUCAUGAAUUUCUAUCCAAUUAUGCAGGAGACAUGGAGGAUGUGGAACAAGUUUUUAAGGCAAAAAUGGCUGAAUCAAUGGCCGAAUCAAUGACUGAAGGCAAUUCAAACCAAAUUUACAAUAGUAAUAAUGAAGAGUUACAAAAACAAUCAAUAGUUGAACCUCAAAAUGUGUCAUCAUCAUCAUCUGUUUUGUCUACUUCAACUUCAACUAUUUCAUCAUCUAUACCAAAUAAAAACCGUAGAUCAAAACUGCCAUUUAUCCCAUCUGGCAAAGAAACGACAGCAUCAUGCUUUAUUCGUUGGAUGUUUCCAAGCGGAUCGAACAAAUCUUCCAACUCUAAUAAGUUGGAACAAAAAUCAACGGCUCCGUCACCAACGUCACCUACUUCGCCAACGACACCAUCAAUUCCUAUACGCACAACAAGUAAACCAACAAUACAUCCAUUAGUAUGGCGUUAUGCCUUUCACAGACAUACAUAUGCAGGAAAAGCGAUAUCAGAGUACGAAUCUGUUAAUCAAGAAUAUGCUGAGUGGUGUGCACAAGUUGCAAAUGUUGAAAGAGAAAAUUUAAGUAAUGGUAAUGAAGUUAAUAAUAUCAUUUCCGGAACUAAUUCUACAAAUUCGAUGACGAUUCGAUUUCCAGGGUUGAUAGUGGAAUAUCCGAAAUAUUUUGGAAAUGGGUUUGCAAAUUCUCCAUUGAUUUAG